Messenger RNA from Rasamsonia emersonii CBS 393.64, 1155 nucleotides. RefSeq lists its product as uncharacterized. The transcript has 4 exons. NCBI's taxonomy places the organism in Eukaryota, Fungi, Ascomycota, Eurotiomycetes, Eurotiales, Trichocomaceae. The record is from RefSeq and is a predicted model, not a curated record. Bases 1 to 1155 code for a protein of 384 amino acids.
AUGCCCAAGAUCAAGACGGACAACGGAAACGUCGUAAAGGUGUCCCUGUUAGACGUCCUCAAAAGUGACAAGACUCUGGAACUUGAGGCUGCUUUACGGCGAGCAAAGGCCGCGAAAAAGACCGCGCAGGGAAACGAAACGGAAGAACCAGUAGCAUCUUCAGCCGAAAGAGCUGCGAUCGAAAAGACAGCUAUUCAAAAAUACCUGGCAGAAAGGGCCGCUGCGAAGAAAAAAGCCAAGGAAAAGGAAGCCAGAGAGAGGGUUGCCGCGGCCGAAAGAGAAGCGAUUGAAAGAGCCGCCAUCGAGAAAUAUCUUGCAGAAAAAGAAGCUGAGGAGAAAGCUGCCAAGGAGAAGGAAGAAGCAGAAAAGGCUGCUGCCGCCGCCGUCAUCGAAAGAUACCUAGCGGAGAAGGCGGCCGAGGAAAUCGCAGCCGCAGAGCGAGCUGAGGCUAUCCGGGCAGCUGCUGAAAAAGUGGCUGCUGAGAAGCUCAGGGCGGAAAAGAUUCUCACAGAGAGGACUGAGUCUGACGUUAUUACUGGACCUAGUACAGCCUCCACUACGUCUUCUGCGAAAGCACCGGCGUCGUACGUCUGGACUCCCGCACAGGAUAAACGACUCCGAGAGCUCAAGCUUGCGGACAACACAUGGAGGGCGAUAUCGUCCGAACUGGAAGGCAGACCCAUCAAUGAGCUCAAGCGACGCUGGGCAAAGAUCAAAAAGACGGCAGACAGUUCAGACGAAGAGAGCAGGAAGAGCAAGGGAUCCGAGAAGACGAAGUGGAAGGGCAAAGGAAAACAGAAGAUGAACAGCAAAGGCAAGUGCAGGCGAACGGACAGUGACAGCAGCGAUUCUGCAAGCGAUGGGGAAGAGCAGGGUAGCCGAUCAGACCGGUCAAAGCAGAAACACCGCGUCUCGUUUGCAGAACCAUUACCCACGUCAGACAAAAACGACGCCCCCGUCAAAGAGGUCCGCAAAUACUUCUACAUGGACGACAAAUUCACGCUCGAAGAAAUCAUCCUAUUGCACAAACUGGCCGACCACUACGAGAACGAGAAAUGGCUGCGCGUGAGCUCUCGCUUUUUCGACAAGACCGGGAGACGGAUCAGUCCGGAUGAUGCCAAACUGAGGGUGAAAAAGGAUAUGCGAGAGGAUUGA